This is a messenger RNA of Ogataea polymorpha, 1970 nucleotides long. RefSeq lists its product as uncharacterized. NCBI's taxonomy places the organism in Eukaryota, Fungi, Ascomycota, Pichiomycetes, Pichiales, Pichiaceae. The transcript has a single exon. Bases 38 to 1156 code for a protein of 372 amino acids. Gene Ontology annotation, molecular function: RNA polymerase II cis-regulatory region sequence-specific DNA binding; DNA-binding transcription factor activity, RNA polymerase II-specific. Gene Ontology annotation, biological process: regulation of transcription by RNA polymerase II. The record is from RefSeq and is a predicted model, not a curated record.
AUUAGUUUGGUUGCUUUCGCUUGGUCAUUACGUCAUUAUGACAUCACUGCAAACUGAGGCCAAGGCAUCCUCUGUGGGGUCCCCCACGUCAAACGGGUCCGGAUCCACGUCCGGCAGAAAGACGCUCGAUUUGGAGCCAAACCCUUUCGAGCAAUCGUUUGCUGGCCCCACGGAACAGGGCUCGUUGGCAAAGCCCAAACAAGCCAACCGCAAGGAUCCCAAGCUCCACACCUCCACCUCCCCCCCGGUACUGACGCCCGGAGGCACCCGACGUACAACCACGUCCAACAUGCUGCCUCCCCUGCCAGGUAUCAUGUCACCCGGUGCGCCCUCAAUUCCCGGCACCCCAGGCAUGUGGUCCAGCAUGUUCCAGGGCCCGUCCCAGCAAAUGUUGCCAUUUGCCUAUCCCGUGGGGCCAUCUGCAACUACAGGGUCUAAUGGGGCACCCCCUACGUCAUCUCAGCAACAACAGAUGUACAACCAGAUUAUUGCUAAUGCAAAAAGAACAGGCCUUACUCCAAACGAGAGCUCAUUGCGAACAGGGCUCACUCCAGGAAGUAACAACUCUCUCGCAAACCACAACUAUAACAUGCUCAUGUCGUCAGGCCCUUUCACACCUGGCGGCCUCUCCUUCCUCAACAUGCCUCCGGUGAAAACCGAGGACAAGCACGAACCACACGAGCCAGCUUCGCAUUCGGCACCCUCUGCUCCCGCACCAGAGACAGGCGAACCGAAACCAAAGAAACAAAAGACAAAGAAGACCAAAGAGUCCACAGAGCCCACCUCUGAAAACGGCUCCAAAAACGAUAGCCAGGACGAGGAAAAGAGAAAAAGCUUCUUGGAAAGAAACAGAAUCGCUGCGUCAAAGUGCAGACAGCGAAAAAAACAGAUGGUGCAGAAGAUGCAACAGGAACUCAACUUCUAUUCUGCGCAGUACGACACGCUGACCCAGCAGGUCGCCGCCCUGCAGGACCAGGUCAAGACGUUGCACUCCAUACUGUACAGCCACAAGGACUGCCCGACGCUGACGGAGCAGAUGGGCGGCGUAGAGAAUACCAACAACGUGCUCGGGGUGUUUGCGCCCGUCCACAUGGUGCCAGCGGUGCCGCAAAUGAUGCUCGUACAAGAUAACUCUCGACAGGAGGGCCCCAAGUGAGCACUACACCCGUGCACCAGAAGGCGGUAUAGACACCAGCUAAUUUUUCGGAAACCGUCCACCUCCUUCUUAUCGCUGAGAAUGUCGUUUGGCUACGUGAAGAACGCGGGCAAGUUUUUGUGCAUUGGCCGCAACUACCUGGCUCACAUCAAGGAGCUGAACAAUGCCAAACCGUCCGAGCCGUUUUUUUUCCUCAAGCCAAAGUCGUCUGUGCUUCUUCCUAAACAGGGGCCGGUGCUAGUGCCUCGAGGCACCGUUGUCCACCACGAGGUGGAGCUGGCCUGUGUUGUCGGGAAGACGCUCAGAGACCUUGACCCUGCUAGCUUCACGCCCUCGGACGCCCUAGAUAGCAUCAAGGGUUACGCCUUGGCAAUUGACAUGUCUGCCAGAAACGUCCAGGACGAGAUGAAGAAGAAGGGGCUUCCCUGGACGAUUCCAAAGGGGUUCGAUACAUUUAUGCCCUUAUCUGGGUUCAUUGGAAAAGACCAAAUUACAGACCCAUACAACGUGGAGCUGAAUCUGACGGUGAACGGCCAGACUCGUCAAAAAGACAUGACAAAUUUGAUGAUAUUUUCUAUCCACCGCAUUUUGACCACCAUGUCGUCAAUCAUGACCAUCGAGGAGGGUGACGUAAUCCUCACAGGUACGCCAAAGGGCGUUGGGCCAAUAGUUCCAGGAGACAAAAUCGAGGCCUGGGCCGAGGUUGACGGCAAAAGACUACCAGAGAGUGUUUUGGAGUUGGACGUGGCCGAGAAGCCUGGCCCGUAUUUCUACCAAACUAAAUAAUAUAACUGUAUAUCAAUAUCUAGUGUCC